AUGAUCAGCAGGUGUUGCGGAAUACGCGUCACCAGGCAGAGUACAGCAUUUGGCAAUUAUUGGUCUGGUUCAUUGCUAGAUUAUGUAGGAAAUAAAUUAUUAUCCUUUGUUUUACCAUUUAUUAUUAUUAGUAAUUUGUUGCUCUUGCCUACAAAUUAUUUGAAUCUGCCAAAGAAUUUAAAAAAAAAAAGUUUGUGGAAAAGCAAGAUUUACAAAAAUGUCUUUGAUGAUAAUUUGAAUUUAAUUCCUACGAUUUUUUAGUGAUCAAGGAUCUUUAAUAAUUUGCCAUAAAAUUAUACCUAUACUAGAAUCUCUAAUUUUCUUGUUUCUCAGAUUUAAAAUAUUCACAAAAAAAAAAAUUUCAAAUGUCCUUGAUCAUUGGACUUAAUGUUGAAACAAAUCCUGUUAUGGAUGAGCAAAAGUAUUGAUGCAAGCAUUUUGGUGUUGUUAUAAAUAAUGGUAUUUUUCCAUAUAUAUUGAGUAGGCUGUUUUUUCAGGCAUAUUUAGUGGACUACUACGUGUACAGCUCAAGGUGUUUUCCAGGAGAACCACCGAGUCAUAUUGGUUUCAGCUACAUCUUGCCUAGUACAUUACAGUCCAGUGUUGGGCUUUUAACAGUACCAAUUACAAGCACAAAACAUAGACCAAUCGGACAACUUACAGUAGAGUAUGUUGUAAUAAAAUCAAUUCCGGAUUAUCCAUGGGAUAUGAGUAUUUCAUAUGCAAAACAUUGGGAACAACGGUGGUCUGGCCUGGAUGUAGGACAUAGAGGUUUAGGUACAUCCUUCCAAACAGAAAACUGUGCUAAUGUACGUGAAAAUACAAUAGCUUCUUUAAAGACUGCAUCGUAUCAUGGAGCUGACAUGGUUGAAUUUGACGUCCAAUUGUCUAAAGAUCAUAUACCGGUUAUUUAUCAUGAUUUUUAUGUUUCUAUUUCAUUGAAACGUAAGAAACAAAUAGAAGCUAUGGACAUGUUGGAAAUACCUGUUAAGGACCUUACACUAGAACAACUACAUCUAUUAAAGGUUUAUCACGUGGCUGAAGGUCGAGAAAAGAAUCCAAAAUUUUUUGAUGAAGAUCUAGAAGAUCAUCAGCCAUUUCCGACACUUCAGACCGUAUUGCAGGAAUUAGAACAACAUGUUGGAUGCAAUAUUGAAAUUAAAUGGACUAUGCAGUUGAAGGACGGUACAUUCGAGCUUAACCAUCCUUUCGAUCUCAAUCUAUAUUUAGAUAUUAUAUUAAAAGUCGUCCUAGAAUAUGGAGGAGAUAGGAAAAUCGUCUUCUCGUCAUUUAACCCAGAUAUUUGUGCCAUGAUCCGUCUUAAACAAAAUAAGUACCCAGUAGUAUUUUUGACACAAGGAAUUACUUCAAAGUAUCCUACUUAUCAUGAUCCGAGAUGUCAAACAGUACCAAUGGCUGUCAGACAUGCAUUAGCUGCUGAUAUCUUAGGAAUUAAUGUCCAUACCGAAGAUAUUCUUCGAGAUCCGUCGCAAGUUAAAUUUGUAAAGGAUGCUGGUUUAAUCAUUUUUUGUUGGGGAGAUGACAAUAAUGAUAAAGAUACGAUUCAACAUUUAAAGAAACUUGGUUUGCAUGCAGUCAUCUAUGACAAAAUUGAUGAAUAUAAUGCGAAAGAAGUUAAGGAAAGUAUAUUUUUGGUUGAUGCGAGAGAAAAUCAAAAGGCACUAAUUGCUUUGGCACAGUGUAAUCAAAAUUGUCCAUCACAGCCUCAAAUUAAUAAUUCUUUAAACACAGAGAAAGAUUAUUAUAUGGAUAUUGAUAAUUCGCAAAAUAUGAUUACAACUACGUCAACUGCAACUUCACUCGCAUCUUUUGGUAAGAAUAAUCUUGGUGAUGAUAAUAUAUAUCCCAUGUCAACUGUUAAAUUACCAAGUACAUGUGACCAUCAGGAGAGCAAAGAAAUUAGUGAGAUGACGAAAGAUUUCAGUGUUUGUGCACAAUCUUUCGGCCACUCGGUGAAAGCUAAAAGUAUAUCAGACUUAGUUUGUGGUCAAACGACGUUACCAGAAAUCUAUGGAGAGGAUGAGUCUGCAAAAGACUGUCUUUGAUGUUUCUCCUUUAAGAAACCAUUUAUGUCAUGGUUUUGACAUAAAAGACACUACCUAUGACAAGAGAAAAAAAGAAGCAGAAGAAAAUUUUUUGUAACUCAUAAUUUACUAUAAUAUUUAUAUCAAAGGGGUUAAACACAUCUGAUUUCCCCACCAGUCCUAGGAUCCGUAAAAUUGGAUCACCUUAACGGCCAUUACACGGAAUGUAUUCAUAUAAUGCGCAAGAAAGACGACCGAUUGUAUUUUUCAUGUUAUUUUAUCAUUCCUGUAAUCGGUCGACUUAAUUGUUCAUUGCAUAUUAUGUCUUACUUAAAAUUGUAUACAAUGGCCUUUUUUAAAGUUGAUCAAAUCCAGUGUUGGCUGUAGAAAAAGAUAUCAACUUCUGUUAUUCUGCCUAUGGUAGAUGAAUACGGAAGUUGUAAAGUUUUAGUACAAAUAUCUUCUUUUAUUUAGUUCAUAGAAGUCACCCCUCUCAUGUAUUUUCCUUCUUUUAUUAAUUAAAUACUAAUUUAAAGAAAUAGAAAUUGACAAAAACAUUAACAAAUAUAUGACGUCAUUAUUAUUAUUGUUAUUAUUAGUAUUAUUAUUAUUAUCUCUUUUUUUGUAAAUUAUCGAGAAAAAAUUUAGAAAGAAAUGAUGCGAUUUGUCUUUGACAGCUUUAUAACAUUGAAAAAAUUCUUAGUAAUUCAUUUUCGCAAUUAUAUUUCAGAUUCAUUUAUUUAUAUUUCAAAAUAUUUUACAACAUAAAUUUAAAAAAGAAAACAAUAUUUCUUUACAUUUCUUUUAAGUAAAAGAUUUUUGUUAAAAAAAGGAAAAUAUUGUGUGCUAAUAUAAAAUCAAUGUAAUUGUAAAAAUUAAAAAAACUGCUUUUUCCAUAUUAAAUAAUAAUAUGGUGAUUAUUACAAAUGAUCUUUUCAUUUUUGUACGAUAGCCGUCUUUAAAAAGUUCAAAAAUUAAUUUCCUUUGACAAAUAAUUAUUGAUAAAUAGAUACAAUUAUGAAAUUUACAAAUUUAUAAAAAUCAUUCAAUUGCUUUAUAGAUAACAUUUUGUCUGUCGGGUUUUAAUACUCAAUCAACCUCGUAAUAACUGCAUCAGUGACAAAAUAAGUAGCACGUAAAUAUCUUUUCAAAGUUUUUGAACAGAGAAGAUAAUUUAUACCGUUAUACCGCAUUGGUAGUAUGCUAUACAACUAAAGAGAGCGAUUGUAUCAAUCGUUAUGAUUCUGGCAAUAUACAGAAUAUCUGUUGAUGGUUAGAGAAGUAUACCACAGAUACGUUAUGAGAUCACAUAUGUAAAUGCACAUGUAUAGUGUGUCAAGAGGGGUGGUUACUGAUCUUUUCUAUUGUCAUAGAGGCUAUACAUUGUAAUAAACCAGUUGAUGAAUAUACAUAAAUUGAUUCGAUAAGUUUGUGAUUAAAAUACAUUGAUAGAAUUUUGCAAAUUCUGACACGUAGAUUAAUGCACUACAGUCUUCAAAUGUAUACUGAUAAACAUCAUAUAUAUUUCAGAUUUCUAAUCUUGUGUCUCUUUUUGUCUUUCCCUAUUAAACGAUAGUUUGAAUAUAUGCAACGAUUAAUUAUAAUUAAAAUAGUUGAUUUUAAAAUAUUACAUAAAAAUAUUCACGUACGUUUAAACGUUGAAUGAAAUCAUUAAGAAAUAAUAUUUUUGCAUUUGCAUUUAAAAAUUGUAAGUCUAUUACUGAAAGUACCUGAUUCGAAAAAUAUGAAAUAAAUGAUAUACUAUGUACUUAGUUAACACAUUAUGGUACGUUUAUCAAGUUGAAAAUUAUACCAGAAAUCGAGAUAAUUAAAUUAAUUUUAAAUGCAUGAGUAGAAGUUAGACUUUUACAUUUAUUUUAUUUAUUAGUAAAUUAGUAAGUUAAUUGAAUUGUCGAAAUAUUUUCUUAAUUCUUUAAACUAUUUCAUAUAUCGUGUCUUGAAUUAUUUAUUGGUAUUUUAAAAAAUUAUGUAAUUAUCAGGUACGUUAAAUAAUCUUUUAAAUUUAUAAUUAAUUUAUUUAAUUUGUAAGGAGUGGAACGUACAAUUCUAGUGCCUCGCGUUUGUAAAUAACAUUUUAAUUAUAUAAAUGUAAAAGAACUACAAAUAUUAUUAAUACGACCAUAAUGUGAUAACAACUUUUAAACUAGAAAUUACUAUUACAAUAUAAAUUAUUUAAAUGUAAAUGCAAUUACAAUGUAACUAUUUAUUUAUUUUCAGAAUAAAAUUUAAAAGAACAAAUUGAGUAUUUAUAUUAUAAUAGGUAGUUAUGUACGAGGAGCAUUAAUUUUCGAGGAUGAAAGUUUACAAUUAAAUCUUUAGUUUUUAACCAUAUAAAUCCCACUGAAAA
Molecule: messenger RNA, 4413 nt
Organism: Heterotrigona itama
Lineage: Eukaryota; Metazoa; Arthropoda; Insecta; Hymenoptera; Apidae
Source: the annotation of a GenBank genome assembly